AAAACAAAAUGCAAGAAGUGGAAAAAGAGGGUAAAUGACCAACUAAAACCAGGGGGAAAAGCCAGACGGGGAGAGAGAAACAUUUGUGGAUUUUAAUAUGUCACUGUGUCAAAGCGAAGAGGGCUCAUUUGGGAGUCAUUGAGUUAAAAAUAACUUUAUUGUGGUGGAUCAUGUUUUGGUAGGAGGGUUCAUUUUGCCCCACUGGGCCAAACUCAUGGGCAGCAGAUGAGCCUUGCGGAGAAGCUUGUGUCUGCUGUGUGCUGUGAUCAGACAGAGGAGCCCAGCCAGCUCUCGCUCCCGCUCUCACUUUGCUCUGCUCUGCUACUGCCCUGCACACUCUACACGCCAAUCCAACAGCUCGUCUCUUUUCUCUGCUCCAGAUGAUGCCUUGGAAAUAGCCGGCCCCCAUGAGUGAUAUGAAUAACACACUGGAAGACAUACACACCUCUGGCUGCCUCGGAGAGAAAGCAGAGAUUUUUGGGAGUGGGAAGGGUAAUGUGAGUGGCUCUUCCAGCCCGUGCCUCAUCCCUUUGCAUGGUCCUUUACAACCACCAAAUGCCCAGCCCUCCAAGACUGCUGUCUGCAAAGGAAAUAGGAAGAGUGAAGAGGGAGAGGAGACUCUGCUGACUGACCCAUUUCCAAACCCUUUCCCAGAACUUAUUCCCUCAACCGUCUCAUCCCUCGUCUCUGAUUGUUUAUUACCCUGGACCAAAAGCGGCGCAACUCAAGUAAUCAAAGUGUAUAAUGAGGACAAUACCAGUCGAGCAGUAGAGGUUCCCACUGACAUCACAGCCCGGGACAUCUGCCAGUUGUUUGUCAUGAAGAAUCAUUGCAUUGACGACCACAGCUGGACUCUGUUUGAGCAGCUCUCUCAUCCAGGCAUAGAAAGAACCAUAGAAGACCAUGAAUCUGUGAUGGAGGUGCUGUCCGGCUGGGGCAUGGACACAGAGAGUCGCCUAUAUUUUCGGAAGAACUAUGCCAAAUAUGAAUUCUUCAAUAAACCGCUGGAUUUUUUCCCAGAUCACAUGGUGUCCUUAUCAAGUGAAACCAAUGGGAUUAUGAACCAUUCUCAACUAAUACAGACAUUUCUCAACUCAAGCACUUGUCCAGAGAUCCAUGGGCACCUCCAUGCCAAAGAACAAGGCAGGAAGUCUUGGAAAAAGUUCUACUUUGUCUUGAGACGGUCAGGUCUCUACUUCUCCAACAAGGGGACAUCAAAGGAACCGAGGCAUCUUCAGUUUAUUGCCGAGUUCAGUGACGGCGACGUCUACACGUUACUAUCGGCGAAAAAGAUACACGGAGCGCCGACGGACUAUGGCUUCUGUGUUAAGUCUGCUAAGCAUGGCUCUCCCCGAGACCUCAAGCUGUUGUGUGCAGACGAUGAGCAGACCAGAACCUGCUGGGUCACUGCCAUGCGCCUCUUUAAGUAUGGGUUGCAGCUGUACCAAAACUUCAUUCAACCACACCAGAAACAGAAAGCUUCACCUAUGAGAAGUAUCUCCGAGAACUCCUUGGUGGCCAUGGACUUCUCGGGACACAAGAGCCGGGUGAUCGAGAACCCAUCGGAGGCGCUGUCCGUAGCGGUGGAGGAGGGGCUCUCAUGGAGGAGGAAAAGCUGCCACCGUCUGAGCUCCCAUGGAAGCCCAUCCACCUCUCAGAGUCUCAUGUCAAAUAUAGCCCUCCAUAUGGCCCAGCCCUGGUUCCACAGCAAACUGUCCAGAGAUGAGGCACACCGCUUAAUCACUCAACAAGGUCUGAUUGAUGGAGUAUUUCUUCUAAGGGACAGCCAAAGCAACCCCAAGACAUUUGUACUGUCACUGUGCCACACACAGAGAAUCAAACACUUUCAGAUCUUACCGGUGGAUGACGAGGGUGAUCUGUUCUACAGUCUGGACGACGGUCACACCCGCUUCACUGAUCUGAUCCAGCUAGUGGAGUUCUACCAGCUCAACCGGGGGGUGCUGCCCUACAAACUCAAACACCACUGUGCCAGGAUCACCCUUUGAGGGGCCAGGGGUCUCCCAGGGCCCAAUACAUACAGAGGCACCUUAAUCACAGCCAGGGCCUCUCCAGAGAACCAACCACCCAUGCAUCCCUCCCUCCCUAUCGUGCCUUGGACAGGAGACACAGAGAACACGGCCAGACAUAAGCCAGCUGAAACCACUGUUAUAAUCACCCACUAGAACCCAUCCUCUUGGAGACAAACAUGGUAAUUGGUCUUUGUAAUGACUUUGUUUUGCAAUAAAAAUAUGAGUUAGAGGUGUUAGGAUGUGAAAUAGAUGAAGAUUCUGUGUCACAACCCACUGGGCAAAACUAGUUUGAAUCAACAUUGUUUCCAUGUCAUUUCAACAACAACAACAAAAAAUCUGUGUGAUGACGUUGAAUCAUUGUGGAAUACUGAUUGGAUUUGCAAAAAGUCAUCAACGUUAAGGAAUUUCCGUUUUUUUUCACCCAACUUUAUACCUAAAUCCAUUGUGAGUUUUUUUUUGUUGAAUUCACAUUAGUUGACAAUUCAACCAAAUGUAAAUCAAGAUGGUAAAAUGACUUCAGUGGGAAGUGACCACAGGUGUUGAGAAAUCUGGUGUUGGAUAAAGUGCAUCUACUGUAGACUUGAUGUCACCGAGAGGGCUCUACUGCGAGCCCAUUGGUUGAUCCUGUAUGUUAGCCCGGGUGUGGAGACAAAUCACAAACACCGCAAUGACUCAUGUGGAGUCCAAACUUCAGUUAAUGUACUGUAUAUAAUGUGGAGCUGAUCAUGUUUGCAUUGUGUAUCGGCUUACUUGCUCGUUACAACUUUCUAUGGGAAUGAACAUCUUCUACCGUAGCCAACUGUUGGAUCCGUAGAGCAAAAGUGGAUAUUUGACUCAGUUCACACCAUGUGAAUAGAAUGACCAGUGUGGUAUAGCCAUAAUAUUUGUGCAUUAUUGGCACAGUUAAGCUGAACCUGGUCAUUUGUCAGUAGGAGGGGAUCACUACUAUCAGGUUGUAUGCAAGGCAUGAUGGGAAAUGUAGUAUGUAGGCUACAGUGGUCCUCUGGCCUUGGUCAUCUCCUGGGUAAACUAAGCUGUUGCUCGUUGUUUUUUUUCACAUCUCAAGGAAUUCAGGUAUUUUUCUAAAACAAAUUAUGAUUAAAAAAUAUAUAUUUUAGAGGUAUGAGUAGCAGAGAAUGCAAAGUGGUUGCAUGUUGUUUAAGCUGGACUGUGACCGCUGUAAGGAGAGAGCAUGCACAACAAUGUGCUUCACUAGCCUGCACUGUACAUUACUUUGACUUGUAUUGAUUGCAUUUGAGUCAAUACAUGUAAAAAUGCUCUCUGUUGUUAUAGCAAGAGCCACAGAAGAUACAUUUGACUAAGGGCCGGAUUCAAUGCUUAUUGCCGAAGUUCCACUUUGUUGCCCGAUUGACAUUUAAAGGGAAUGUUCCCGUUUUAGUGGAGACUUCAUUCACGGCAAACGCUGCAUAUGCUGGCUCAAUCGGAAAUUACCUUUACAUUUCAAGCACACUGCAGAGCUGAACUUUGGCGCUACAGAUUGAAUCAGACCUAUUUUUAGAUUUAAACCACAAAGUGUAAGAUAGAAAUACAGUAUAAUAUUGUGAUUUUAUUGAUCAAAAUCUGAAUUGUUGUACAUUGACAUUUAAUGUUUUAUAGUCUUUUUUUAAGAUUCAGGUAAACCAUGUGCAGCACCGGGAAUGGUUGAAUAUUGAUGUAAACAACAAAAUGAUGACAUACAUCAUGUAUUGUUUUGUUGCUUCGUUUUGGAAAUGGUACUGUAAUCAUGCAGCAAUUUGUACAGACAUGUUUCACCAGUACGAUAUAAUGAAACAAGAUGUACUGUGCUUUGAAACAAGUUAAAUAACCAAGACAUGUUAACAAUGCGUUUCAUACAACGUUUCUUUUAACAUAGAGGGAGGACAGUGCAUUUAAAUAGUAAUGCAUGUCAUGAACUGUCAUGUUUUAUAAAGGAAGCUAAAUAAAGGAAGCAAACAAA
Messenger RNA from Oncorhynchus nerka (sockeye salmon), 3987 nucleotides. Its product is annotated as growth factor receptor-bound protein 14-like. Gene Ontology annotation, cellular component: plasma membrane; cytoplasm. The transcript has 14 exons. Bases 408 to 2006 code for a protein of 532 amino acids. Gene Ontology annotation, biological process: insulin receptor signaling pathway; negative regulation of insulin receptor signaling pathway. The record is from RefSeq and is a predicted model, not a curated record. Lineage: Eukaryota; Metazoa; Chordata; Actinopteri; Salmoniformes; Salmonidae.